AUGUAUUACACCUUUCUUUACGUAUUUUUGAUCUUCGUCGAUCGAAUAGGGGCCGGAGUAAUGCACAGCCAUUCGAAUGAUAUUCACAAAGAACGGGAAACUGACGGGGCUUACAGUCCCAGGGACCACAAACAUUUCUCUGAGGACGGAGAAGAGCACCACAGCGAAUUCGAUCACGAGGCAAUACUCGGUAGUCACAAAGAGGCCGAUGAAUACGAUCAUUUACCUCCGGAAGAGUCGAAGAGAAGACUGGCUAUUCUGCUCACUAAAAUGGACCUUAACAAUGAUAGUCAAAUUGAUAGAAAUGAGCUGAAGGCUUGGAUAAUUAGAUCCUUUAAAAUGUUGUCUGAAGAAGAGGCUCAAGAUAGAUUAGAAGAUGCCGAUGAAAACCACGAUGGUAAAGUUACUUGGGAAGAAUAUUUAGCUGACACGUAUGGAUUAGACAAUGGUGAAAACAGUAUAGAUUUUGAUGGAGAAAACGAGCAUUUAAUUGAAGAUGAUAAAACAAUGUGGAAAGUUGCAGACGGGAAUAAUGAUGGAAUUCUGGAUAAUGACGAAUGGAUUGCGUUUUCUCAUCCAGAGGAACAUCCAAUUAUGCUUCCGGUAAUUUUGGAACAAACUCUUAAAGACAAGGAUAAAGAUGGAGAUAAUGCUAUAAGUUUCGAAGAAUAUAUGGCAGGUAGAGGAAACGACAUUGCCAAAGAAGAAUUAAUCAGCGAAAAAACGAAAUUUGAUCAACAAUUAGACAAGAAUCAUGAUGGAAAAUUAGAAGGAAACGAAAUCCUAUCUUGGGUUGUACCAAGUAAUGAUGAAAUAGCACAAGAGGAAGUUGAUCAUCUAUUCGCUCACAGUGAUGAUAAUCAUGAUGAUAUAUUGACUUUUGAGGAAAUACUUGAACAUCAUGAUACAUUUGUAGGCAGCGAAGUGACCGAUUAUGGUGAUCACUUGCACAAUAUACACCAUUUCGAUGAUGAAUUAUGA
Phyllotreta striolata is the source of this 981-nucleotide messenger RNA. NCBI's taxonomy places the organism in Eukaryota, Metazoa, Arthropoda, Insecta, Coleoptera, Chrysomelidae. The record is from the annotation of a GenBank genome assembly.